AUGGCUAGAAUUCUGUUAUUCAAGAGAAAUUAUUUUGUGCGGAGUUCGAACGGGAAGAACUGUCCGGACAUGUAUCUCGAUCCUGCAGAAGGCAUCAAUUGGUAUCAGAGCCAACUUAUACCUGGAAAUAGAAUGGCGGACAAGGGCAAAGGACCUGCGACAGAGGAAGAAAUCGCCGCCGAUGUGCAGCGACUCGCGAUUGAUAUACGCAGGGAGUUUAAUCUCCUGCGUACGAUACCUAUGAACCAAGAUCAUCCCCGUGAGGAGGCCCGAGUAAAUCGGCAGAUACCACGGAGAAGAAGAGGCGGUGAACACUUUGGAAGACGGCAUCAGUUCAACCGGCUGGAAGCUACUGAUUCAGAGGAAGAACCCGUUCUGACGCGGGAUUUGAAUCCACCAUACUCUAGCGGCGAGGAGGUGGAUGAUUUUGAAGUCGCAAAUCCACCACGAAAUAGGCGAACACCACAAAACCGACAGCAAUUUGGGGAGUUCAAGGUAAAAAUGGACAUUCCAUUUUUUGAUGGUCAUUUGCAUAUUGAGGAUUUCCUGGAUUGGGAGAAAGCCGUAGAAAACUUCUUUGAUUACAUGGAUAUCGAUCCGGAUAAGAAGGUUAAAUAUGUAGCUUGUCGGUUGAAAGCCGGGGCGAGCGCAUGGUGGGAACAAACACUGCAAUCACGCCGCCGAGAGGGACGUGACCGGAUUCGUUCGUGGCCGCGGAUGAAGCAACUAAUGCGAGCACAGUUCCUUCCCACUGAUUUUGAGCAAAUCUUGUAUAUGAGGUACCAGCAUUGUGCGCAAGGUACCAGGACCGUGAGUGAAUACACGGAGGAAUUCCAAAGGUUGAGUGCCAGGAACGAUCUUAAUGAGUCAGCCACGCAGUUGGUAGCUCGAUAUAUCGGAGGCCUCAAGGAUACUAUACAAGAUCAAUUGGAGUUGAAUUCCGUUUGGUCGAUGCCGCAAGCCAUCAAUUUGGCCCUGAAGAUUGAGGUACAACAAAAUCGCAAGCCCAAGACACCGUAUUAUCGACGACAUUGGCAAGAGCCGAAUUCCACUGCUAACAAGGCUCCUACACCACCCGUCGGAAGAACUCCUGCUUCCACAACAACAGCAACAACUCAGCUCAAUUCCUCAAGUGUAACCACUGAGGGAAAAGCCAUACAGAAACCAAAAGGAGCCAGCUCAACUAACCCGUAUGCCAAACCCUCUAACCUUAAGUGCUUUCGUUGUUUCCAGCCCGGGCACAAGUCCAACGAGUGCCCACAACGACAACAAGCAAAUAUGGCCGAACCGGGGGAGGAAACGAACUCAGAUCACUCAGCUUCUGAAUUGGCAGAGGAAGCCGUGGAUAUUCCAGCAGAUGAGGGCGAUCCUUUUAUUGGAGUCAUGGGAAAAUUAUUGCUGGCCCCCCGCCGCAGUGGCCGAUCUCAACGCCACGCCAUCUUUAAGACCAGGUGUACUAUCAAUGGCAAAGUGUGCGACUUACUCAUAGAUAGCGGCUGCACUGAGAACAUUGUAUCCAAGACAGUCGUCCAAGGGUUACAAUUGAAGACGACCAAGCUCGUACACCCCUACAAGAUUAGUUGGGUGAAGAAAGGGAUGGACAUAGCCGUCACCGAUUCUUGUCGCGUGACGUUGUCUAUUGGGAAGAAUUACUCCUGCGAAGUCCUAUGUGACAUCCUAGAGAUGGACGUAUGUCACUUAAUUCUGGGAAGGCCUUGGCAGUUCGAUGUGGGUGUUCAAUAUGAUGGCAGAGCAAAUGUCUAUUCCCUCGAUUGGAAAGGAAGGAAGUUGCGGCUACUACCGGGGCCAACCGAAACACAAUCAGAGAACAAGGCCGCUAUACACUUUGUCUCGGGUCGCAGUUUAAUUCAAGAGUGGCGAGACCAGGCGCCUAUGUUUGCUCUACUCGUCACCGAACCGAACAGUCAACUGCAGAAGCUUAAUGGCAAGGCAGAGAUUGCAGAAUUUUUGGAAGAUUAUCAAGAUGUGACGCCGGAUGUGUUGCCCGCCGAACUGCCUCCAUUAAGAAGCAUACAGCAUCAAAUUGAUCUAAUCCCAGGCGCCACACUGCCCAAUCUCCCUCAUUACCGCUUAAAUCCCAGAGAGCAAACCAUUCUGCAAGAGUUGGUUGACGAGUUGCUUACGAAGCAACUAAUACAAGUGAGCCGCAGCCCUUGUGCAGUUCCUGCGUUGCUCGUGCCGAAGAAGGAUGGUAGUUGGCGAAUGUGUGUUGACAGCCGCGCCAUCAACAAAAUCACGAUCAAGUACCGCUUCCCCAUGCCACGGGUUGAUGAGCUGCUAGACCAACUGACCGGAUCAACAAUCUUUUCCAAAAUUGACCUCCGUAGUGGAUACCACCAGGUUCGGCUUCGACCUGGUGACGAGUGGAAGACGGCAUUUAAAACGCCUCAAGGACUCUAUGAAUGGAAGGUAAUACCGUUUGGGUUGUGUAAUGCACCUUCAACGUUCAUGAGGGUCAUGAACGAGAUACUAAAACCGCAUUUGGGAAAAAUUUGUAUCGUCUACUUCGACGAUAUAUUGGUCUAUAGUGUAGACCGAUCACUCCACCUUCAACAUUUGAAGGUCUUAUUCGACAUACUCCGUGCGCAAAAAUUAUAUGUUAACUUGCCAAAAUGUGAGCUGGCCACCGCGAGUGUCAACUUCUUGGGAUUCAUUGUCUCGGGUGGCGGCAUUCAUGUUGAUCCACAGAAGGUUUCUGCUGUUAAGGAGUGGCCACAACCCAAGUCAUUUUAUGAUAUUCGGAGCUUCCACGGUCUGGCAAACUUUUAUCGACGCUUUGUCAAGAAUUUCAGCAUAAUCACGGCACCGAUAACUGAAUGUCUCAAGCUCAAAACAUUUAAAUGGGGAGCCGAACAAGAGCUUAGUUUUAACAAAAUCAAAGAAGCACUAACGUCCGCCCCAAUUCUCGCCCUCCCAAGCUUCGAAAAGCUCAUCACCGUGGACACUGAUGCGUCGUCAAUUGGUAUUGGUGCAGUGCUGUCGCAAGAAGGUAGGCCUAUCGCUUAUUUUAGCGAUAAAUUAUGUCCGGCAAGGAGGAAUUGGGCGGCAUACGAACAGGAGUUAUAUGCGAUUGUUCGGGCACUGAAACAAUGGGAAUCCUAUCUCUUACACCAGGACUUUGUUUUGUGCAGUGAUAACAAAGCUCUCCAGCAUAUAAAUACCCAAAAAAAUAUCAGCCGCAUGCAUGCUCGUUGGCUAGUCUUUUUGCAAAGAUUUUCGUUCACUUUGAAGCACAAACCUGGCACGGAGAAUCGCGUCGCUGAUGCUCUAAGCCGGCGGGCGGUAUUACUCACAAAGCUGCAAGCCGAACUUGUGGGUCUAGAGCAUGUCAUCGAAUUGUAUGCAGAUGAUGAGGAUUUCGCCGCCAUCUGGGCUAAGUGCCUACAGUCCUCCCACUGUGAAGAGUAUUCAAUCCGGCAAGGAUUUCUUUUCAAGCACCACCUCUUGUGCAUUCCGAUCUCUUCAUGGCGCCAACAUUUGAUUCGUGAAACCCACUGCGGAGGACUUGCGGCGCACUUGGGACAAGAUAACACUCUCCGUCAAUUGCAAGCUCGUUUUUAUUGGCCACGCCUUCGGCGUGAUACUCUCCGAUUUGUAGAGAGCUGUGCCGUCUGCCAAGCAUAUAAAGGGGGAUCACAAAACAGUGGGUUAUACAUGCCUCUACCG
This is a messenger RNA of Dendrobium catenatum, 3687 nucleotides long. RefSeq lists its product as uncharacterized. The annotation marks the transcript as partial. Gene Ontology annotation, molecular function: zinc ion binding; nucleic acid binding. The record is from RefSeq and is a predicted model, not a curated record. Lineage: Eukaryota; Viridiplantae; Streptophyta; Magnoliopsida; Asparagales; Orchidaceae. The transcript is spliced from 3 exons.